Molecule: messenger RNA, 2586 nt
Organism: Syngnathoides biaculeatus (alligator pipefish)
Lineage: Eukaryota; Metazoa; Chordata; Actinopteri; Syngnathiformes; Syngnathidae
Gene: spartb
Product: spartin b
Exons: 8
Coding region: 76-1635 (519 amino acids)
Biological process (GO): cell division; negative regulation of BMP signaling pathway
Cellular component (GO): plasma membrane
Source: RefSeq, a predicted model, not a curated record
UUCAUUGCCACCUUGCGGCGAAAGCCAGGAAACGACAUUGAUUUGGACUCGUCAAGUUAGCGUUUGUGUCCAAGCAUGCGAGAGGACAUGGAGAAGGCGAAAGAGAACGCAUUCAACCAUGCAAGACUUGAGGUGAUCAAAGAUGGCUACAAGAGGGCCUUUGAGUGCAUCAACAAAGCACUGACGGCCGACGAAGCGGGAGACAAGCAUCAAGCCCUGGAGCUUUACAGGAAGGGGCAGAAGCACCUCCUCAGGGGCAUCAGCGUGCCCUCGCAAGGGGACGAGUGCGCCGGCAGCUCCUGGGAGUCAGCCCGGGAGAUGCAGCGGAAAAUGCAGGAGACCCUGGACAACAUCACCACGCGCCUUGCUCUGCUGGAGACCGCCGCCACCUCCACCACUCAGCCCGCUAUCUACCCACAACUCCCUGUUGAAAAUAAACAAGCAAAUGGACCCCCUGGAGGUUCGCCUGUAUGCAGCCCCGUGGCCCUCGGCGACCAGCCACCGGCGUACUCGCCCCAAGCGGCCGAAGGCCACCUUUCGAUAUCGUAUGGGACCGAGUCGGGUGAGUUGUCGCUGGUGGGGGAUGACUUCUACAGCCGGACGUCCGGCACGGCUUCGUCCCCGCAGAGCAUGGGCGAAGAUGCCGAGGAGCUGCUGUGCAUCCCACAGGGGGUGCAAAUAUUCUUCGUGACCCCCGAAGGGCACGUGAGCGCCCCGUCAUAUCCAGGCUACCUGCGUUUGAUCAAGUUCACCAACGAUCGCCCUGAGACCACGCCUGGCAGACCGCCGGCAUUUCUGCAGGUGUGCGACUGGCUGUACCCGCUCAUGGCGGCGAACUCACCGGCCUUGCUGUGCAACACCGGCGUGUUUAUGUUCCCUGACAUGAUGGCGCCGGCGCCGGGCCACUUCGUGGGCGUGGUCCUUUCCUCUGAUCUGCCCGCCGCUGACCGAGAGCUGUUCCAGGAUCUGCUGGCUCAGAUGACAGACCUCAGAGUGCAGGACGCAGACGAGACGGCCGAGCACGUGAAUCUCGGCAGCAAAGUGUCGAUCGCGACUCCCGCGGAGGAGGCGACCGAGGAGGCGCCAGCGGAGGAUGACAAAAAUCUGCCAGAGUGGAGCGAGAAGGUGGCCAAUGGAAUUCUGACAGGCGCAACCUGGCUGAGUUGGGGUCUGGUCAAAGGAGCGGAGUUCACGGGCAAGGCCAUUCACAAGGGGGCGUCCAAACUGCGAGAGCACAUCACGCCCGAAGACAAGCCGGCACACGUCAGCCCCAGCGUCACCAAAGGCCUCCACGUUGCCAAGCAGGCCACGGGCGGUGCUGUCAAAGUCAGCCAGUUUCUCGUGGAUGGCGUGUGCGCCGUGGCCGGCUGCGUCGGUCGGGAGCUGGCGCCGCACAUCAAGAAGCACGGAGGCAAGCUGGUUCCAGAGUCCAUGCGCAAAGACAAGGACGGGCGCUCCAAUAUCGACGGGGCCAUGGUGGUGGCGGCCAGCGGAGUCCAAGGAUUCGCCACCAUGUGGACGGGCUUGGAAGUGGCGGCCAAGAACAUUACAACGAGCGUGGCUUCAGAGACCGUCACCACCGUGAAGCACAAAUUUAGGGGCCUUCAAAACCUCAUUGACCCACCUAACAAGUGAUGAUGAUCACCAUUUAUAAAAAAAAAAAAAAAGCUAAUUAAUGAAUAAAAUCUUUGCACUAACAAUGACAAGCAUGACAUCAGCCAAAUUACAUUUUCCCUUUUUGUGGCGAAUCGGUGCUACUUCAAAUUUCUUCUUUCAGCCUUGGCAAGAAUGCUAAAGAUUGCAACUGAUAAGUUCGAGAUUAGUAUAAAAACUGUGAAGAUAGAUAACGUACCAUAAAUUGUGUUAUGUUAAAUAGUUUUCUUGGGUGGAGUGUUUAUUUUGUUCAUUAGGAAAUUAAAAGACUACCGUAUUUUCCGCACUAUAAGGCGCACCUUUGAUGAACAGUCAAAAUUUUUUUUCUCAUAUAAGGCGCAUCGCAUUAUAAGGCGCACAGAAUAGACGCUAGAGCACAGGCUGGGGUUAUGUUAUGAAUCCGUUAUAUGAAGCUGCACUAAAGGUUCAAUAUUGAUCCACAUAUAAGGCGCACCAGAUUAUAAGGUGGACCGUCAGCUUUUGAGAAAAUUAAAGGCUUUUAGGUGCGCCUUAUAGUGUGGAAACUACGGUACUAAAAAAGUGACGUUUGAGGUUUUCCUUGUUCUUCUUCCUCUGCUGCUAAAUUGAUUUAUAGCACAUAUGCGUCCCCAUAUUGACUACAACAGCUAUCUCAAGCAAGUACAUAAAUAAAAAUAAAUGCAAUUGAUCAUAGGUGCUGAAGAUGCUAUACAUUAAAUGGGCUUUUUUCAUUUUUUAUUUUAUUUAAUUUAAAAUGUUUGUCUUAAGAUGUUGGUGACACUUUUGCCCAAAAAAAAUACCCCAAGGUUUAAGAUGUGGGGCUAAUGCCGAGUAGUGCUACAUUACCAUGGAAACAAGGGACAGAAAGAGGGGAUGGCCACACUGCUGAAUUUUUCCCAAUCAUUCUCAGCAUGGCAUCUUUGCAUAUGAACUCCUUUUCCCUCUCCUCCAAUC